AUGGAGAUGAUUCAUGAGUUCCUUGUGGCUGCCCUGUCAGCUGAUGCACUAGUCCGUACUGGAGGCGAAGGAAGUCUCCGGCAGUUCCAAGAGCAGGACUUACCUCUGUUUCUUCUAUCACUCUCCUCUGAGCUUGCCAACGAUGAUAAACCUCUCGAGUCCCGCGGAUUGGCUGAUCAAGGAUCUAUUGCUAGCAACUCUUGGCUCAUCUUCCUUGGAGGCAAGGUUAUCGCAAAGGUGGCCUCGAUAGAUAUUCCUCUAAAGCAGUGGCCUCAACUUUUUAAAUCCCUCCUUAGCAAUAUGACCGACCAAGCUAGUCCUGCAACGUUGAAGCAGUCUACGUUGGAAACUCUAGGCUAUGUCUGUGAGGAGAUAUCUCAUGACGACCUUGAGCAAGAUGAAGCGAAUUCCGUCCUUUUAGCAAUAGUCUAUGGAACGCUACAGUUUGAAACUAACACACAGGUUCAUCUUGCAGCAAUGAAGGCAUUGCUUCAUGCCUUGGAUAUCGCUCAUGUGACCUUUGACGAUGAAACUCAUAGAAAUUACAUCAUGAAGAUGGUGCUUGAGACAGCCAUCAUGUCCCAUGAAGCAGAGAUCAUGCAUGCAGCUUGUGAGUGUCUCGUGUCAAUAGUAUCAAUGUACUACGAGGUGUUGGACCUGCACAUUGGUGGAAUCUGUCGGCAUACAUCACAUGCAAUCAAUGGUAAUCAAGAAAGUGUUGCCCUCCAAGCAGUUGACUUCUGGAGCUCAAUUUGUCAUGUAGAGAUUCAAGAGUUUGAGAAUCGUCAUCCCCAUUCUGAUAUCAUCAAGCGGGCUCUUCCUCAUCUUGUUCCCAUGUUGCUAGAGACUUUGUUGAAACAGGACCAAGGCCGCCUAUCUAUGGCUGCUCGGACUUGUCUUGACCUCAUCAAAACAACGGUAGGAGCUGAUAUGGUCCCUUUUGUGACAACUUUUGUUCAAGCUAAGAAGAUAACUGAGCCGCAUUGGACUAGUCGGGAAGCAGCAACCUAUGCUUUGGCAUCAAUUUUGGAGAGAUUUGCUAGACUAUAA
Arabis nemorensis is the source of this 1050-nucleotide messenger RNA. The record is from the annotation of a GenBank genome assembly. Lineage: Eukaryota; Viridiplantae; Streptophyta; Magnoliopsida; Brassicales; Brassicaceae.